AUGAAACUGUACCACCCGAGGCUUCACCCGAGGCUUAGCUACUGUACCACCCGAGUCUUAGUGGCCACCCCUGACCCGGUGUCCUGGGAGGAAUUCCGUAAAGCCAUCGAUGAACACACCACGGGGAAAUACAGCGACCCGAAACUUCGCCGCGAGUUGGAGAGGCAGGUCUCAUUCUUUGUGGAAGAACUGGCGAAUUGGGAAACCACAAUGCUCGAAGUAUGGCUUGCUGAGUACGGCUUCGUCUAUGUCGACCCUGCGCUGCCCUUUCGCAGUGGAGUCGAGUAUGGAAGGCACCUUUUCCUUGCACACCUCAGAAGCCUCAAACAAAACAAAUUGGAGGGCGACAUUGUCAGGAAAAUCAGCACGUUUCCAGUUUCAACCAUUGUUGACCGAGGCCGCAUCAAUUGCCACAUCGAAUGUGUAGUUGAAAAGACUUCCUCGGAAAAGAGCACCGUCUCGGCGAUCUCUGUGUUCAUGAUUCUGGAUCUCAACAAGGAAUACAAGAUACAGAGAAUGGAGUUCCGAUACAAGAGACGCAAGAUGAACCGGGGUGAGAAGGGCAAGAUGGAGGGCGACGCGAAGAAAUUCAAGGAGGAAGCACGCGCUCAACGAGUCCUUGUUCCCGAUGUUGAAGUCAUCCAGUGCUCAGAGGUUGACUGA
Molecule: messenger RNA, 663 nt
Organism: Colletotrichum orchidophilum
Lineage: Eukaryota; Fungi; Ascomycota; Sordariomycetes; Glomerellales; Glomerellaceae
Exons: 2
Coding region: 1-663 (220 amino acids)
Source: RefSeq, a predicted model, not a curated record